UUUCAAGUCUGCACAAAGCGAAGCGCGCUCUCAUGAUGGAGCUGGUAGGAAAAAAAUUGGAAACCCACCACUGCUUCCCACCCAAUGUAGUUCUACACCCUCCUCUUCCCCAGUUUAUCUUUUGACAAUCUCUGGAGCUCCGUUGCUCAGGUCAGGGAUGGAGGACAGGCUGCUCCACGGCUGGGCCGUGUGGUGUGAUCCAGGAAGCGGCCUCCACAGGGAAGUGGAUUGGGAGUGAUCCGAAAAUGCGGCUGCUUCUGAAAACGCGCCUUGCGGCCCAGGAACAAAGUGGUUUGCUUUGCUUCGUGAAUCGUAGCUCCGGAGAUCAUCGAAAGUUAAGUGGACAACGGCUGACUCAUGAUGACGGGCUGGCCUUCAAAGCCGAGGUGCUCCAAGCUCAGCGAGCGCUGUGUGAAAGCUUGGGGCUCAAGUGCACGGACGAGACGCUCCUCCACGCUCACCCGCAAGCAGCCUCCGUCGGCAGCCGGUACUUUGUACAACAACGAAGGCACGCCGAGAAUCCCGGGCAGGAAGAAGAGGCUUUGGCCGGAGAAGGCAGCUUCGAUGGUCCGGACGCCCCGACAGAUUCAUGUGACCGCCCGGAGGACAAAAUGUUCGUCUGCCCUGACUGCGGGAAACGUUUCCGCCUUUACAAGAGCCUCGUGUGCCACCAGAAAAGCCAUGCUGCAGCACCGGCGGCCUGCGAAAAGAGCUUCACCUACAAGCAGCAGUUCACCCUGCACCAGCACAUCCACACCGGGGGUGGAGGAUAUACCUCGGUGGCCUGUGAGGAGACCUUUAAGCAAAGCCAUAAUUUGAAGCCCCUUCCUCGGGGGCCGGGAGCAGACAAACCGUACGGGGGCGCCAAGUGCAUGAAGACUUUCAAUGUCAAAUCAUCCUAUCGGCAGCACCCCAAGAGUCAUGGGCGUGAGCGACCGUACCGCUGCAGCCGGUGCCCGGAGAGUUUCUCCCAAAAGAAAAGCCUUGUCACACACCAGCGGCUCCACUCUGGGCGUGGCGGCAGCUCCUUGGCCUGCCUCUAUUGCGGCAAGAACUUCAGCCAUCCCUCAGACCUGGUCCGGCACCAGCGCAUCCACACUGGAGAGAGGCCCUACCGUUGUGAUGAGUGCGAUAAAAGCUUCACCCAGAAGCAACAUCUUCUCCAGCACCAGAAAAUCCACCUGCGUGAGCAGAACAGGCUGAUGGGUACAGCUGUCCGGGAAGCCCUGUUGGACGCCAUCUUCAUUUAGUCCAGUCCUGCGAGGACACCAGGCUACCUCAAAAAGGCAUGUCCUGGACAGACUCCCCCUCUCUAGCCUGGGGUUCAGAUUCCCAGACAUUGGCACUCCAUCGUAGCAAGGACAUUUUUGUACGGGGUUUCUAACUAUGCUUCCGAAUGGCAAAAGCUAAAAAAAAGGGGUAGUAGCCAAGGACUUCCAGGAUUGUCGUUUCGGUCUUCUUUGCAGUGUACAAUACUGUAGGUAUUGUGUUUUCCCCUAACCACAAGGUCUCCACGUCAAAGUCCUGGAGACGUGGCGACUGUACAGAGGCGAUCUCUUGGUUCGCUGUUGGGUGAACUCAAAUGGGUCUGAGCAGGACACAAUUUUUUAAACGUAUAUUUUCUGGAUUUCUUUUUUUUCUUUGUUGUUCUGUGGAAACUUGAGAAAUAAACUA
This is a messenger RNA of Pseudonaja textilis, 1674 nucleotides long. NCBI's taxonomy places the organism in Eukaryota, Metazoa, Chordata, Lepidosauria, Squamata, Elapidae. The record is from RefSeq and is a predicted model, not a curated record.